AUGACACCACACAUGUGACAGUCACCCAAGCAUAUGACGGCCGCAGAGCUAAAUGGUGGCCCCGACCCAUUUUGCAGGCUGAGACCCGCCUCUCCCCGCCGUUCCCUGCUCCGGUGACGGAAGAACCCUGAAAGCCCAGCCGUGCGGGUAGAAAAAUAUUAUGUCCGUAUGAUUGUAAUUGAGCAUCAUUCACAUCAUAAUACUGGUCAAGUUUGCCGCAAGAGAUCAGCCCCGAAAUCAUCCAGUUUUUGGUUCGAUUCGGAGCCUUCCCAGUUUUCGGUUCUCGUGCUCUGAGCUUUCUUUGGUUCUCGGUGAGAAUUUUGGACACCCAUCACGCGAUUGGGUUUGAUUUUGCUUUGCUUUGUCGACAGAGCAGAAUUUGGAUUGCACGUCGUUUGUUACUCUUAAUCUCAAAAACCCGAUGGCUUGCCAGUGCAUUAGGGUACCCCUUUCUCACUCUUUUAUCUGCGUGCAUGUUCAUGACGAUUGAUGUGUUAUUACGACUUUGAAGUAUUACCCUCAUAGAGUGUAAGCCUGGUUGACUGAAUACAUGUGCUGAUUGGUCCAAGUGUGGAAAAAAUGGAAGCACGCCCUGCUUUAUCUAUUCAAAGAUCAAGUGCAGGACAAUUGAGCAAUAUUGGAGCUUCUGGAGCUCUAUCAUCAUCCUUGCCCGUUCUCCCCCCUGGGUUGGAAGAGAAAUGUCAAAAGUUGCCCAACUCCCAACAGGUUUCUAUGGAGAGGGAACUUAAUGCAAGCCCUUUGGCUCUUCAUACUUCUUUACCCUCCAACAGUGGGGUUGUUGGUCCAAUGUUUUCAUCUACGCCAGGAUUCUCAAACAGUCUUCAUUUUUCUUCCAUUGGACCUUCUGAAAGGCAUUUGGGAAAGUCUCCUUUUAUUUCUCAGUCAUUAAAUGGUGGGGCAUCAAUGCCGCUAAAUCUUUGUGAUUCUAGGAUGCUCCAAUCUACAGCACCUAGCAGCAAUGAUUCCUGGUGUACAGAUCCCCUUCCAAAUUUCUUGGACUAUCAUGUAAAUAGUCCUAUUCAGAAUAGUCAGACAGGUAACAGCAACAGUGUUGGCUGUAGAAUGCCAGCCGAAGACCCUAGUAAACGGAAUAACUGGCAGGACUGGGCAGACCAGCUAAUUAAUGAUGAUGAUUCCUUGACAUCUAACUGGAACGAAAUUUUUGCUGAUAGCAAUGUUGAAUGCCCAGGACCAAAGAUGGCAUAUCAUCUGGAAAAACCAUUAACAAGUUUUUCAGCACCACAUCCUCAAGCACUACAGCAGAUUCCAGCUUCAUCUGGUGAGUCUUGUGCUGCUCCUAACUCCACAUCCUCAGCAAGUGGUCCGCCAACCAAACCACGCAUGCGUUGGACUCCGGAACUUCAUGAGGCCUUUGUUGAAGCAGUCAAUAAGCUUGGUGGUAGUGAAAAAGCUACUCCUAAGGGCGUAUUGAAGCUAAUGAAAGUUGAAAGUUUGACAAUCUACCAUGUGAAGAGCCACUUGCAGAAAUAUAGAACAGCAAGAUAUAGACCAGAGUCAAGAGAAGGAUCCUCAGAGAAAAAGUUGACUCCUAUUGACGAAUUGACGUCUCUGGACUUAAAAACGAGUAUUGAUAUCACUGAAGCAUUACGCUUACAGAUGGAAGUCCAGAAGCGCCUCCAUGAGCAGUUAGAGAUUCAAAGAAAUUUACAGCUGCGAAUAGAAGAGCAAGGGAAGUACCUCCAGAUGAUGUUUGAGAAGCAAUACAAAGCAGGCGACAAGCUUAAGACCUCAUCAGAAGUCCUGGAAAACCCUUGUUGCAACACGGCGCAUGCAAUCCCGGGCUCCCCUUCCAAAAAUGACUCAGGAACCACACAGUUGGAUGAAAGAGAGAAUCAAAAUGCCAGAGCUGAUGUCACCACAGCAUCGAUCCAAGUUUCUCGGAAGUUGGGAGAAAAACAAAAGGUGCCUGACAGUGAAGAUUCUGAGGAACUCGAGGCAAAUGCCGGCGGGGCUAGUUCCCAACCCUCAAAGCGCGCAAAAGCAGAUGAAUAAUUCAUCCAAGUGUCUGAUAGGAGAAUACUGAUACUUGAAAAAAUCUGGCUCUCUGAGUAGGAUAGCCAUAAAUCUGAACCCCAUUAAAGAGCUUUGGAACCCUGAUGUCCAGAUUUGCUCAUUUCUUUUAGUUGAAUUGUCAUUAUGAGCAAGGAUGAAUUAAGUAGAAUUUCAAGUGGAGAAAUGAAUCGAACUUGUGUGUGUCCCAGAGUAGUAUUUUACACGGUUAGCAAAUAGGUAUGCUUUUGUUUUUCCUUUCUAAGGAUGUUGAAUGUGAAUGACAAGUAUUGUUUGUCUUACUCAAUACUGGAAGGACAGUAUCUUUGUUACAGGAUGAUCUUUGUCAAGUGCAGAGCAUUUCUGGGAAUAUUGAAUGCCCAUGAACUUUAAGCUUUCCCA
Molecule: messenger RNA, 2433 nt
Organism: Diospyros lotus (date-plum)
Lineage: Eukaryota; Viridiplantae; Streptophyta; Magnoliopsida; Ericales; Ebenaceae
Product: protein PHOSPHATE STARVATION RESPONSE 1
Exons: 8
Coding region: 580-2034 (484 amino acids)
Molecular function (GO): DNA binding; DNA-binding transcription factor activity
Source: RefSeq, a predicted model, not a curated record